Pestalotiopsis fici W106-1 is the source of this 1719-nucleotide messenger RNA. RefSeq lists its product as uncharacterized. The record is from RefSeq and is a predicted model, not a curated record. Lineage: Eukaryota; Fungi; Ascomycota; Sordariomycetes; Amphisphaeriales; Sporocadaceae. Gene Ontology annotation, molecular function: transmembrane transporter activity. Bases 1 to 1719 code for a protein of 572 amino acids. Gene Ontology annotation, biological process: transmembrane transport. Gene Ontology annotation, cellular component: membrane. The transcript has 12 exons.
AUGGCGACCGUUGUCCCGGAUCAGAUCGCGGCCGACAAGGUCAUGUCCAAGGAUGACGCCGAGUACGCUAUAGAUGAGAAGAGUGACACUUUUCGACCUUCGGCACCCCUAGGGAAACCUAUUGACGAGAAGAAAUUCUGGUUUCAAAGAACCAAGAAGAACUCAUAUGAUCCGCAUGCCAUAGCUACCUUGCCAAGCGUAUUUGAUGUUCCCGAGAUUGCAGCACAGUAUAAACCUCGAGAUGACUGGGAGAACAUUGGUCGCUUUGACCCUUCGGCGCGAUGGACCUGGGGAGAAGAGUUCAAACUCAUCCGAAAGAUGGACUUUCGCAUCAUGAGCUGGUGUAUGGUGAUGUUUAUGGCAAUGGAACUCGACCGGGCCAACCUGGCACAAGCCUUGUCUGAUACGUUCUUGGAGGACCUGGGUUUCGAUACGAAUGUUUAUAAUCUCGGGAACACCGUCUUUGCAGUCUGCUUCUUGUCGGGAGAAUUCCCGUCGCAGCUUCUGAACAAAUGGCUUGGACCCGAUCGAUGGAUCCCGACACAGAUCAUUCUCUUCUCCAUUGUGUGCGCUUCUCAGUUUUCGCUCAACUCAAAGGCGUCUUUCCUGGCAUGCAGAGCCUUCCUAGGGUUCUUACAGGGAGGAUUCAUUCCAGAAAUUGUGUUGUACCUCUCGUACUGGUACAAACACCACGAGUUGACCUUGAGACUCAGUUUCUUCUGGACAGGCAUGUUCAUUGCUGAUAUACUGGCUGCCAUCAUUGCGUAUGGUUUACUUCAUAUGCGCGGGGUGCAGGGCUAUUCAGGGUGGAGGUGGCUAUUUCUGAUCGAGGGAUUAAUCACGGGGACUGUCGGCAUCACCUCGUACCUACUGAUCCCCCCAGGCCCUACACAAACGGCAAGCUGGUUCCGUGGCAAGCACGGUUGGUUCACAGAACGCGAGGAGACCAUUAUGGUUAACCGCCUGAUACGAGACGAUCCAGGAAAGGGAACCAUGCACAACCGACAGCCAGUCACUCUAUCACUGAUCUGGAUGAGUCUAAAGGACCAUGAUCUUUGGCCAUUGUACAUUAUCGGCAUGUGCUUCAACAUUCCUACACUGACUCCAACACAAUAUCUCAUUCCGUCGCUACGUGCGCUCGGGUUUACCACUUUCGAGUCCAACCUUUUGACUAUUCCCUACCUGGUUGUCAAGAUUUUCCUCAUGCUUGGACUGGCCACACUUGCAGAAGUGACCGGUCAGCUUGCUGCCACCGCUUCACUGCUGCAAUUUUGGUCUUUGCCUUUCCUCAUCUACCUUCGAGUUGUCGAUACUACCAAGGUAUCCAAGUGGCUGACCUGGGGCAUGACGAGCUUGCUUUUGGCUGCACCUUUGGGCCAUCCCGUUCAAGUCGGCUGGGUAUCUCGAAAUGCGAGUACUGUUCGUUCGCGAACUGUUGGUGCGGCACUCUACAAUAUGUUCUUGCACGCUGGUGUCAUCACCUCGUCGAAUGUAUACCGGGCCGAUGAUGCACCGCUCUACCGCCGUGGAAACAGUAUACUCAUUGGCAUCGCCUGUCUCAACAUUGUCUUGUACGGUCUUGCAAAGCUGUACUAUGUCCGACGCAACCGCUUGCGAGAUGGAAAGUGGCAGGCCAUGACUCCAGAGGAGAAACUAGUUUAUCUGUCCGAGUCAAAGGACUUGGGGAACAAAAAGCUCGACUUCAGAUUUGCUUCUUAG